CUGCUUCUUUGACCUUGACGUCUUCUAUUCUCUCUUAAGAUACUUAAAUCCCCUCGAUCAUUAAAUCUUGUUACCGACACUCUACAAUCAAUAAUCACGUUCACCACCGGCUCCAAUCCUUUUUCAAUCUCCUGCAAAAUCCGAAGUCCCAAUCAUGGCAUCUAAGCUAGUUCCGUCUGAUCCCGCCAAGGUAAUGGUCAUUCGAGAUGUCGUGCCCAAGACCAUUGUCACUUUCUCGACUCCAUUCUGGCGAUUUGGAAAAUUGAAGAUUGGUGGACGAGGCACUGUUGUCCGCCUUCAAUCCGGCUCUCUUGCUGUUUUCUCUCCCGUCGCAUUGACCGACGACGUCAAGCAAAGAGUCUCCGAGCUUGGAGAAGUCAAAUAUAUCGCCGCACUCGACAUUGAGCACCACAUUUUCCUUGGACCAUGGCACACAGCAUAUCCUACGGCCCAAAUCAUCGGACCUGAAGGCCUUCCAGAAAAGCGAAAGAACCAGGGCGAUCAAGACGUGCCCUUCGCGCACGUCUUCACCGCAGACAAGCCCCUCCCCUCCAUCUCUCCAGAGUUCGAUGCAGAGUUCGAGUACGCCUACGUGCCCGAACACUCGAACAAGGAAAUCGUCUUCAACCACAAGCCCACCAAGACUCUUAUCGAGGCCGAUCUCCUCUUCAACUACCCUUCCACUGAGCAGUUCUCCAAGACCGGCGCUAGCCCCACGAGCGGUAUUUUGACGAAGCUGUUCGGCGCUUUUACCAAUACGCAGGGAUUGGGUCAGAGCCGCCUGCUCUGGUACUCGCAGGGGGCUGAGAAGCGUCCCAGGUUUGCGCAGAGAAUGGCCGCGAUCGAUAAAUGGGACUUUGAGAGGCUCAUCCCGUGCCACGGAGAUGUUAUUGAGGGAAAUGCGAAGAGCGUUUUCCGACAUGUCAUGGGCUGGCACUUGGAAUUGGCCAAGAAGUCAACUUAGGAGAUGGACCGGCGGAAGGUGGAGUUGAUUUCUACGAGGCGUUGAGGAUGGGAAAAUUUGGGUGAGUGUUUGGCAUCCGUGGGAUGGAUGCGUGGA
Molecule: messenger RNA, 1060 nt
Organism: Aaosphaeria arxii CBS 175.79
Lineage: Eukaryota; Fungi; Ascomycota; Dothideomycetes; Pleosporales
Exons: 3
Coding region: 155-964 (269 amino acids)
Source: RefSeq, a predicted model, not a curated record